Messenger RNA from Nymphaea colorata (pocket water lily), 2201 nucleotides. RefSeq names its product probable methyltransferase At1g29790. NCBI's taxonomy places the organism in Eukaryota, Viridiplantae, Streptophyta, Magnoliopsida, Nymphaeales, Nymphaeaceae. The record is from RefSeq and is a predicted model, not a curated record. Gene Ontology annotation, molecular function: methyltransferase activity. Bases 585 to 1961 code for a protein of 458 amino acids. The transcript has 3 exons.
AUGUCGCCGUUCUUUUCUUAAUAAGAACGCUGCCUAGCCGGAUUCCCGCGUCGGAAGCCCCCACCCCACUGGGGAGCGGGCGGCCCUCCGGGGCGUUAAAUCGGCGAGGUGAAAGGAACACAGUGGAACUUUCGCCGAGGGCGGGUGAGGGCUCGUGCAGGUACUGCCGAAUGCGAGUGGUCAGAGAGGUCGGCAAUCGGCCGUCUGUUUUUGUAUCCCCCAUUUUCCCUUGCUUUUUGGGCCUCGAGGUUUUAGGUCGUCGACCUACCGAGCUCAGAGAGAGAGAGAGACGGAGAGAUUUGUUCCGGCGGGACGCCAGAGAGCUCGUUCUCUCUCUUCUGGCGGGUUGACGUUCUCUGUGCACAUGUUCUCAGGAUUUGUGUUUGCCUCCUCCCUGAAUUUUUGUCCGUGUAGCACAAUUUUGUUGAGGCAAAGAACGUGAAGCUGGUGGCAUUUAUGUGAUUCGCGGUUGCUCCUGCGUUAAGCCUAUGGCUGGCGUUCAAGCUGUGCAGCCACUUCUUUCCCACAUCCUUCUUCAGUUUCUUGUGGGUUGAGUUCCUGUUUCUGGCUCCCCCGAACCAGAUAUGGCAAAAUUUCGCCUACCAAGAUGCCGCCUUUGGAGUUUAAUGAGCAUGUUUCAGAUUGUUCUUGGAAGUCUAGUCGUAAUUGUAAGUCUGGCUAGUCUGCUUAGAUUUUACCGUUCUGGAUUGUUCUGGAGUGAUGAUGAACUUUGCCACAAAUUCUGCGGUGGAAAAGACUCAUAUUCAGGUUUCGAUUUGAAAGCACUGUCAGAUCGUAUUGAGGAUGUUCUCGAGAAGUUGGCUGGUGUGCAGUCGAAGCUUGAAAGCAGUGUGCAGCAGAUGGGGAAGAGGGAUAUGUCAUCUCCCGAGUUGAAGAAGUUAUUGGAAGAUGAAUUACUCCCACCUGUCUACAGUGCUCAUGUAUCUCUUAGGCAAAUCAGGAUCCCGGUGCGCAGUGAGCAAUCUGAGUUGAUAGAAGACCCUCUAAUAAAUUUCUUUGCUACUGAGGAGAUAAGAAAGUACAUUACGUCCAAGGAAACUCGGUCUGGGAAGACGAAUGUCUAUGGAAUUAAGAGGGUUUAUAACACUAUUGGUCAUGCAUGUGUCUUGAUGAGGAAAGAUUUAGAAGAGUACAUGAAUUAUGACAUAGGAAACUACUGUAGAGAAGAUUGGAACCUAGGCCAGAGGCUCAUGAUCAAGGGGUGUGAUCCAUUGCCUCGAAGGAGAUGCUUGACAAGGGCUCCCAAAUUGUAUCUCAGGCCAUCACCAAUAAAUGCGUCUCUGUGGCAGCUCCCAGAUGAUAAAAACGUCAGGUGGAGUUUUUACCAGUGCAAGAACUUCAGUUGCCUUGCAGGAAAGGACCCUAAAGGGAUGCCUAAGUGUGCUGGCUGUUUUAAUUUGGAGAAGGAAAAGGUGAAGUGGGUGCACAACACCUCUCUGGCUGUAGAUUUUCUGAUAACGGACAUACUGAACACUAAGCCUGGGGAAAUAAGAAUCGGGCUCGAUAUCGGUGUGGGUACCGGAAGUUUUGCAGCAAGGAUGAAGGAGCACAAUGUCACUAUCGUCACCACUGCUUUGAAUCUUGGGGCUCCAUUCAAUGAGAUGAUCGCACUUAGGGGCCUCAUUCCUCUGUAUGUAACUGUGAAUCAGAGGUUGCCUUUCUUCGACAACACAAUGGAUCUGAUUCAUACCAGUGGUUUCCUCGAUGGUUGGAUCGAUCUGCAGCUUAUGGAUUUCGUGCUGUUUGACUGGGAUCGGAUUCUUAGGCCAGGAGGGUUAUUGUGGAUAGAUAGGUUCUUCUGCAGUAGGAAAGAUCUUGAUGAUUACAUGUACAUGUUUCUGCAAUUCAGGUACAAGAAGCACAAGUGGGUUGUGUCAACUAAGUCCAAGGUAGAGGUUUAUCUUUCUGCAUUGCUAGAAAAGCCUUCUAGAACAGUGUGAUCGAUUUCUUUACCCUCUCUUUUUCUUUUUUCUGGUUGCCUUUACUUUGCCUGUUCCCUGCUUCAAUGCUUGAUGGGAACUCCUGUGACACUGACCCGCAACAUGCAGAGAAAAUUGUCAUGUUGUAAUCCUGCUAGAAAGUGAUGGGAACUCCACUCUUGUUGGCAGAAAUGUGUUCGUGUAAUGUAUUGCGCUUUGUCAAUUUCAACUUACAAUAAGUAUGGAUGUCCAUUUCUAAUA